Messenger RNA from Symphalangus syndactylus (siamang), 2341 nucleotides. It is a transcript of the gene MRGPRX2, whose product is annotated as MAS related GPR family member X2. Gene Ontology annotation, biological process: G protein-coupled receptor signaling pathway. Gene Ontology annotation, cellular component: plasma membrane. Lineage: Eukaryota; Metazoa; Chordata; Mammalia; Primates; Hylobatidae. The record is from RefSeq and is a predicted model, not a curated record. Gene Ontology annotation, molecular function: G protein-coupled receptor activity.
GGCUACAGGAAAGGGCCACCAGACAGGGCUAUGUCCUUAGGUAGAAAAACACUGCCACUGCCAACUCACAGCCCUUCAGGGAGCAGGGAGAGAGCAGGAAAUUUUUUAAAUAUCAUCCCCCAAUCUCCUGUCAAUGUGUCCCUUUGGCUGAAAAAAAAAUCACCCUCCAAUCUCCUGUCAAUGUGUACCCUUUGGAGCCUGAGUGAAAGACAGCCCAUUGACGAGGCACAGACAUGUCUCUUCCCAGGAUGCAAAGUGUCACUUCUUUGGACUAGUCUCUCACUGUCAUCAUAAGUGCCUUGAGAAUGGAAUGCGGUUGGGAAAAAAAGGGACCGGGAGUACAUAGGUACUCCCAGGUAUAAGUACACAGGGGCACCAGUGGAGGUUUUCUGAGCAUGGAUCCAACCACCCCGGCCUGGGGAACCGAAAGUACAACAAUGGAUGGAAAUGACCAAGCCCUUCCUCUGCUUUGUGGCAAGGAGGCCCUGAUCCCGGUCUUCCUGAUCCUCUUCAUUGCCCUGGUCGGGCUGGUAGGAAACGGGUUUGUGCUCUGGCUCCUGGGCUUCCGCAUGCGCAGGAACGCCUUCUCUGUCUACGUCCUCAGCCUGGCCGGGGCCGACUUCCUCUUCCUCUGCUUCCAGAUUAUAAAUUGCCUGGUGUACCUCAGUAACUUCUUCUGUUCCAUCUCCAUCAAUUUUCCUAGCUUCUUCACCACUGUGAUGACCUGUGCCUACCUUGCAGGCCUGAGCAUGCUGAGCACCAUCAGCACCGAGCGCUGCCUGUCCGUCCUGUGGCCCAUCUGGUAUCGCUGCCGCCGCCCCAGACACCUGUCAGCGGUCGUGUGUGUCCUGCUCUGGGCCCUGUCCCUACUGCUGAGCAUCUUGGAAGGGAAGUUCUGUGGCUUCUUAUUUAGUGAUGGUGACUUUGGUUGGUGUCGGACAUUUGAUUUCAUUACUGCAGCAUGGCUGAUUUUUUUAUUCGUGGUUCUCUGUGCGUCCAGCCUGGCCCUGCUGGUCAGGAUCCUCUGUGGCUUUCGGGGUCUGCCACUGACCAGGCUGUACCUGACCAUCCUGCUCACAGUGCUGGUCUUCCUCCUCUGCGGCCUGCCCUUUGGCAUUCAGUGGUUCCUAUUAUGGAUCUGGAAGUCUGAUGUCUUAUUUUGUCAUAUUCAUCCAGUUUCAGUUGUCCUGUCAUCUCUUAACAGCAGUGCCAACCCCAUCAUUUACUUCUUCGUGGGCUCCUUUAGGAAGCAGUGGCGGCUGCAGCAGCCGAUCCUCAAGCUGGUUCUCCAGAGGGCUCUGCAGGACACUGCUGAGGUGGAUCACAGUGAAGGAUGCUUCCCUCAGGGCACCUCCGAGAUGUCAAGAAGCAGUCUGGUGUAGAGAUGGACAGCCUCUACUUCCAUCAGAUAUAUGUGGCUUUGAGAGGCAACUUUGCCCCUGUCUGUCUGAUUUGCUAAACUUUCUCAGCCCUGAUCUUAAAACAGUUAAGAGAGUCCUUGUGAGGAUUAAGUGAGACAGUGCCUAUGAAACAAACACUAAGUGCAGUGUCUCUCGAACUGCCUUACUCACAGGCUUCCACGACAGCCCCAUGAGAGCUUUGCCAACUCUGGGGUCCAGGGUUGUUCCCACUUUUAAUGAAUCCUACCUUUUGCAGAAGGCUGAAAGCAGUGCAGAAAAGGUCUGCAUUUCUUUGGUCACUGCACUUGAUAGGGACUCAAAGAAUAUUAUAUUUUUAAUUAAUUUCUUUUUCUCUUCCGUACAAUUUCUGUCUCAACAAAAUUAGAAAAAUCAAACUUAAAUCUAGCUCCAAAAGAGCAGUCGUCUUUCAUUUUGGCAGACCUUAGAAUAUCCCCCUAGCUUAAUAAAUCUUUGUUGAAUGGCUUAAUGAAUGAAUAAACUGGUUAAUUUUUAAGUUAAACCUCUGAAAAGUCUCCAUUUACCAGAUCUGAGUCACUAAAUUUAUUGCUUUCACUACUUUUGAAUUUUGCAAACAUGAAAUUAAGUUUUAUAAUUAGAUAAAUCAAUUUCAACACAUAUUUAAAGUUUGAGGUACACUGUCUUCCUGUGGUUUCCUUUCACAUGCCAUCCCAUAAAAUCCCAGCUACCUACAGGCCAUCCCAUUCCUUCCCCUUUGCCUUUGCUCUAAUCUUCCCUCUCUGGGGGCUCUCUAAUUCGUCCUGGAAGUUUCCAAUGGUCUUAUACACUCUAUGUUCUUGGAGGACAGGCUCUAUGUCAGAUUUACCUCUUAUUCCAAAGAACUCAGAGCAUUUAUUUUGUUAAUUAAAUUGCACAUAUUUUUAAAAGUUAUGUGUUCCACAAAAUAAAAUACUAAUUGUAAA